AUGGCCAUGGCACCCAGAGCGCUGCUCCUCCUGGCCGUCGGGCUCAUGGUCGUGGCCUCGGCGAGCGCCCACGGCGGCUACGGGUCGUGCCCCAAGGACGGGCUGAAGGCGAAGGCGUGCGUGAGCGUGCUGGGCCUGCUCAGGGUCAAUGUCAACCAGCCGCGCGACGAGCACUGCUGCUCGCUCCUCGACGGGCUCGUCGGUCUGGACGCGGCGCUCUGCCUCUGCACGAAUCUCCAUGUCAACUUGCUCGACCACAACCUCGACCUCCCCGUCGACCUACGCCUCAUUCUCAACAACUGCGGCAAGGUCUGCCCCACCGAUUUUCAGUGCCCACACCACUAG
Triticum turgidum subsp. durum (durum wheat) is the source of this 345-nucleotide messenger RNA. NCBI's taxonomy places the organism in Eukaryota, Viridiplantae, Streptophyta, Magnoliopsida, Poales, Poaceae. The record is from the annotation of a GenBank genome assembly.